CAAGUGGCAACAUUCUCCAUCCUGCGGUCGAUACGGCAAGACUGAGCUGCUCGAGUGUUGUGUGUGUGCGUGUGUAUUUGGUGGAUGUGCAGCACAGAGAUUCAUCGGUGACUUACUGAAGGUUACUGAUCGUUCGACUGACUCGCCUCCUGCGCUGCACACCUUAAGUCUCAAGCCCCGAGGUGGUGCUCUUGGGCACUGAGCCACUGCUGCUUGUUGGUGUUUUCCUCGUUUUUAAAUAAGUCGUUUUCCAGUGGCGAUCGACAGAGGAAUCGUGUGUGUGAACUUCUGAGUAGAGCAUCAAGCAACACAAGGAGUCAUGCCGGUGGUGUUCAAGACGGACGAGAAGGAGAAGGAGGGCGAGGAAGCUGCUGGUAGGAGCGACGGCGAAGACAUGUCUCGCCUCGUCAAACAAGUAAGCAUCGAGAGUCCCACACAUAAGCUGAAGGAAUGCAUCUUCAACUUCGAGACCCCGAUGCCAGACACGCCCCCAGCUGGCGCCAGAGUGAAGGUUCGUAAUGCUGGUGUGUGCUAUCGCCUGAGGUCAGCUUCUUCCUCAUCCUCCAUCAAAUCAGUAGAGGCCCUCCACUGUGGAUCACCCCUACAUCAUUCAGUUAGAGAUACCUCACUUUUCCCUGGAUAUGAGGUGGCUGGGACAGUGGAUGCACUUGGUGAAGAAGUGGGAGAGACAGAUUUGCAGCCUGGAGACAGAGUUAUUGUGUAUCCCUACGAAGGCCAUCCCCCAGGGUAUGCUGAAUACAUAGCAGUACCAGAAGUACAGUACUUGAUCAAGGUGCCUGAGAACAUGAGCCUCAGCACAGCUGCCAUGCUGCCUUCAGGUGCACUGUGGGCCAUGAACACUGUCUUCAGUGCCCAUAAGCAUGUGGAGAAGGUCCUGGCAGAGAAGGGAGAGACAGGUCAGUGCAAGCUGCUGUUGGUGGGGACUGGAGGGCUGGCUCUGUGGGCCAUGAGAAUUGCCCGUUUCUACUGGCCAGAAAAGAGGGAACGCAUCAUUAUUAAUGUGGCAUGUCUCCGUGAUGAAGGAAUAUCUAUUGCACACGAGUAUUUGAAGGUCAAUGUGGUGCAGUGGAAUGAGGAUCUGUAUGAGGAACAGCUGGUGGAGCGCACUAAGGAUGCAUGUGGAGGAUAUGUGGAUAUUGUCAUCGACUUCAGUGCUACCUCAAGGUCCAUUCGUCGUGCCCUCAAAUGCCUAGCCCCUGAUGGUGUGCUGCUACUAAGCUCAGAGCAUUCUGAGGGUCUCAUUUCCCGCUUUGGGCCAGUGGCAGAGAAAGAGAACCACCACCUCAUCCCCAUUGAGUUUGGAACACUGAACCAACUGAGGAAUCUAGUGCACCUUGUGUCCACAGGCGAGAUUGAGCCUCCCCCUCACACCAUAUUCUCAGCUGACCAGGCCAAUGAAGCACUAGCCAAAAUUGGUCGAGGCAUCAUCCCUGGACGAGCUAUUCUUGAGUUCCCAGAUGAGGAGUCUGAGGAGUAGAUUCCUGGACAAACUUCAUCCCCUAUGCUAUGCCUGAGUGAUCAAAGGCAGGCUGUGGUGCAUAAUUCCAAGAGCCUCCUGGAGAGGUGUUGUGUGGGUUCAAGUCACUUCAACUGGCAGUCGUGUAGUUUGUACAGACCCAAAACACUUGCUGCAACCUUGAUCAUCUUUGUCUGUGCUCUCAGGGGAAGAGAGGAAAGGAAAUAUUGUGUAGUUAUGAUGAUGUGGCUUUAGAGCUUUCCAUAUCUUUUUCGACUUCUGUUGUCACCGAAGUUCUCACACACUACCAGCCAACACUGUCUCCUAUGUGAGGUGGGUGAAUGUGAAAAUUCCUGACGUCAGCUCAACAUAAGUCCUCAAUUUAGGCUGUUAAAGUUUUUUUCUUUCUUUCUUUUAAGUUUGAGUGAAAAAUACUGUAAAAGAAAGAUCUUCCUGUAAUAUGCUUAUACAAAUCUAGAGUAAGUCCACUAAAUCAGAAUAAGGAUGACAUAUGCAAACAUAAAAAUGUCAAACAGCAGUAUGUAUUGAAGACUUAUGCAUCAGUGGUUGGCUUUUUUCAGCAUUUUAUGCUUUAGGAGAGGAAAGCCUAGUCCCUAACUCUGUCAGACACUGCCGAGCAGGUCAUCAUUUGUCAUAAUUUUACUUUUGAUACUCAGGUUGUAUCUGAAGGAUAAUCUUUCCUUCCUCACCAUUACAUUUAACAUUCCAGCAUUGCUGCAGAGGUAUGCCAACAGGAAUGUCUGUACAGAGCCAGAUAUAAUUACUUUUUACAAGAUAUAUACUAUAAAUAAAGAGGGAGAGAGAUACCCUCUCGAGUGGCUUAUAGAAUUGUUACUGUUUUAUCUAAUUUUUACUUAAAAGAAUAACUUAUGUACAUAGAAAGAAAAUGUAUGGUCUAUAAUUUUUUUCAUACUAGACCAUAAUUAUUUAUAAUUUAUGAAGGCUGUGAUAGCAAGGUACUGCUGUCCCUCCUGACUAUCAACAUCACCGUCAGCUCUUCUGUCAUCCACAGCUGUACCACGUGCAUCAGUAACAACAAAAACAUCAAAUGUGUGGUAGACUGUCAGUGCCAAUAUAUUCUUUUAUGUAUUAUUAGAGAGAGAGAGAGAGAGGAGAGAGAGAGAGAGAGAGAGAGAGAGAGAGAGAGAGAGAGAGAGAGAGAGAGAGAGAGAGAGAGAGAGAGAGAGAGAGAGAGAGAGACUUGGCACAACAAUAAAGACAUACCCAAGAGAUAACAUAGCUGUUGAUCGUACACUCAUGAACACACCUUCACUCAUUAUCUUCUGUACAUAACUAAAGUUCCAAAUUGUGAAUCCAAUAAUCUUGUUUGUUGGAUGUAUCAAAGUUAAGUGUCAAGACUGUACUGCUGUUCAAACUUUUUUCUAACUUUUUUUUCAGCAGAUUAAAUGUCAAAAUUGUAAUUCAACAUUCAGUUUCAUUUUUUUUUUUUUUACUUAAAAUAUCAAUGUCAAAAUGGCAUUACACACUUGAUUUAACUUCAUCUGAUAAAUGUGAAACCUGUAUUGUUGUGGUCUUUUACAACUUUGCGUAACAAAUUUUUCUUUAACUUGUUGGUACUGUCCAUGAGGACCAGCCAGGGCUGCAGCUUGUUCUGCUUUGGGGUCUGAAUGUCCCAAAAACUGAUGUUUUAUAUCAGUAAUGGCAUCUGUCUUCCUUAUGGCAUUCAUUAGUUAACUUCUGGCCCACCCAUCCCUCAAGCUGCCACACAAGCACUGUCCUGGCAUUUUGGCUGAAAGCAAGCUUUGUGGUUAUUCUGUCAGGCUUUCAGGAUCUCACUACAUAUUUUCUUGUGUAAUUUCUUUUACUAUUUUUCAGUGUUAUUAAUAUUUCUUUCACAUUCUUAUUACUACAAUCUCAUGAGCAGAGCUGUUUCUAGUCCCUCUACCUAUUUUCCCCAUGCAAUUAUUUCCUCUUGGUAAUGGUAGGAGUGCUGUGGCAAUGGUGCUUAUGCUGUGCUGAUCACCUGCAGUAGGCCAAGCACCUGCUUCAGUAUUAACAGGUGCUCUUCACAGGCUUCCUAGAGCCCUAUCACAUCUUAGGCUGAUUGCAGGUGCUUAAUGUGUAGCAGAUGAUAAUCUUGUUUUUUGUUUGUUUUUUCUCCCUUCCAUCCCAAAUGUGUUUAUCCCUUAUGUGAGUGAGGACUGUGAGAGAGAGAUCACAGGCAGCAGCUGUAGACUCCUGAGAUUGUUCUCUGAUGACAGGUCAGGAUUGGGGAAGAUGUUUCAGGUAGCAACAAAAUUCAGCUGUGUACUAUUGUAGUGUCCACUGUUGUACACUUCAUGUAAAUAGCUUCUGUCACACCAGGAGUAUCCUUGUUUUCAAGAUAAAAGAGCUAUAUACAUAUGUGUAUAAUUUCAUAUGUAUACUGAGAUAUGUGACUAGAAAGAGUAACUAGUAUUGUGAAUGUGCAUAUAUUUCAGGUGUAUUUUAAAGCUAUGAGUAUACAAAACUGUAAUCAUUAAAGAUAUAAUGUUAUGGUC
Scylla paramamosain (green mud crab) is the source of this 3999-nucleotide messenger RNA. RefSeq lists its product as uncharacterized. Bases 320 to 1498 code for a protein of 392 amino acids. Gene Ontology annotation, molecular function: oxidoreductase activity. Lineage: Eukaryota; Metazoa; Arthropoda; Malacostraca; Decapoda; Portunidae. The transcript has 10 exons. The record is from RefSeq and is a predicted model, not a curated record.